Zootermopsis nevadensis is the source of this 1272-nucleotide messenger RNA. RefSeq lists its product as uncharacterized. The record is from RefSeq and is a predicted model, not a curated record. Gene Ontology annotation, molecular function: DNA-binding transcription factor activity, RNA polymerase II-specific; sequence-specific double-stranded DNA binding. Gene Ontology annotation, biological process: regulation of transcription by RNA polymerase II. NCBI's taxonomy places the organism in Eukaryota, Metazoa, Arthropoda, Insecta, Blattodea, Termopsidae. Gene Ontology annotation, cellular component: nucleus.
CCAUGCUGGGGCUCAACCACCAUCGCCACGACUCCGCCAACACCACCGGGUUUCCACAGCUUAAAACAUCGUUCAGUUCGGGAGGUUCAUGUAUAACCGGCCUGGCUCACCUAGAUGCCGGAAAGGAUUUCUCCGCGGAUGGGCUCGGCUUUAAUAAGAAGAAAAAGAAAAAGAGACGACACAGGACGAUCUUUACUAGCUAUCAACUAGAGGAGCUAGAGAAAGCGUUCAAAGAAGCGCACUACCCCGACGUAUAUGCUCGGGAAAUGCUAUCCCUUAAGACGGACCUACCUGAAGACCGAAUACAGGUCUGGUUCCAAAACCGACGCGCAAAGUGGCGGAAGACCGAGAAGUGCUGGGGACGAAGCACCAUCAUGGCAGAGUACGGACUGUAUGGUGCCAUGGUGCGCCACUCUCUGCCACUCCCGGAGACCAUCCUGAAGAGCGCCAAGGAAAGCAACGAGUGCGUGGCGCCAUGGCUCCUAGGAAUGCACCGAAAAUCGAUAGAAGCCGCUGAACAACUGAAAGACGACGGCUGUGGCUCAGAUAAGGAGGACCAACACGAAACUUCUUCCAUGACAACAGACAAGAGUGACAACAGCACAAACAACUCUUCGUCACAACAGCAGCAACAGCCACAGUUGAACCAGAGCGCCGCAGAGAAUAACAACAAAGAAAUCCAUCAACAUCAACUUCGACUACAGGAGCUUCAACAUCAAAUCGACCAUCAGAAUCAGCAGUCGUCUGCCCUCCAGCUUGCACACGCGACAGAUCCGGAGGAGUUUCGUAACAACAGCAUCGCGUGUCUGCGCGCCAAAGCACAGGAACAUAGUGCAAAAAUUCUUAGUCUUAGUGCAGACGCUGUGAUGCUGGUGAAUAGGGGUAGGAACGGAACGACGUCCGCGGUUAACAGCGUGACGACUGCUUCGACGGCGCCUCACUGCGACGCCAAUGCCAACAGUCUAACGGGUCGUCAGCAUCAAGGAGAUGUGAUUCUUACUUCGUCAGAUACAUCAUCGUCCAUGUUCUGACAGCGAACUGGGGAAGACUGAGGCGAGCUACGUACACUUUAAAAUAGUCGUCUUAACGUAUUUUUGUACCUACACAUUCUAAAAAUGUCAUUAAAUACCCACUCUCAGUUCGAUAAUAAAUAAAUGCAGCGAUCAAAUAUCUCCAACACAAAUCGGAGUUUAAAGCUACACGGUGCAAUAAAUUUACUUAUAUGAGACAAGGAACUCAAACAUAUUGUAUUUUAUCAGUUGGGGCUCUCUU